This is a messenger RNA of Ananas comosus (pineapple), 951 nucleotides long. Its product is annotated as wall-associated receptor kinase-like 20. Gene Ontology annotation, molecular function: polysaccharide binding. Bases 19 to 951 code for a protein of 310 amino acids. The record is from RefSeq and is a predicted model, not a curated record. The transcript has 2 exons. NCBI's taxonomy places the organism in Eukaryota, Viridiplantae, Streptophyta, Magnoliopsida, Poales, Bromeliaceae.
CAAAAAAGAAACACUGCCAUGGCUCCACCCUCUCUCACCAAAUUCCUCCUCCUUGUCCUGCUCGGCGCCGCCUCCUCUUCGUCCGCCGACUACGCGUGCAAGCCCUCCUGCGGCGCCAUCCCGAUCCACUACCCCUUCGGCACCGGCCCCGGCUGCGGCAGCCCCCUCUUCCACCCCCACGUCGCCUGCGCCGGCGGCGGCCACCAGGACCAGCUCACCUUCACCACCCGCUCCGGCUCCUACCCCGUCGACGCCGUCGACUACGCCAACCAAAUCCUCUACGUCUCCGACCCCUCCAUGUCCACCUGCUCCGCUACCAACCCCUCCCGCGGCUUCUCCCUCGACUGGGACGCCCCCUUCGCCUUCGCCGACGCCCGCAACGUCUUCGCCCUCCUCGACUGCUUCCCUACCCCCACCCUCAACGCCACCCUCUGCGACACCUCCUCCUCCUCCUCCAUAUGCGGGCUCCUCUACACGUGCCCCGCCGUCGCCGCGCUCGGCGCCCCCGUGUCCACCUGCUGCGUCUACGCGCCCGCGAGCCUCGGCCCCGCGUUCGACGUCGACCUGACCCAGCUCCGCUGCGCGUCCUACGCGGCCGUGCGCGGCUUCAACGGCGCCGAGACGAGGCCGGACGAGUGGGACUUCGGGAUCGCGCUCAAGUACAGGUUCAGCGCCGACGACGGCUUCCCCAGCGCCUGCGCCGACUGCGAGAAGAGCGGCGGCAUGUGCGGCUACGCCACCGCCGCCACCGCCACCGCCACCGCCACCGCCGCGGUGUACAACUCGUUCGCCUGCAGCUGCGGCAACGGCAUGAACUCGUCCACGAAUUGCUACUUCGCCGCCUCCGCCGCCUCGUGGAGCAGCGGUGGCGCUCGCCGCCGUAUUUUGCCGCUCGGGCUUUGGUUGACAUGUAUAUGGUUGGCAAUAGCAUGGACCCAAUUGCAAUUCUAA